This is a messenger RNA of Lecanosticta acicola, 3323 nucleotides long. The record is from the annotation of a GenBank genome assembly. NCBI's taxonomy places the organism in Eukaryota, Fungi, Ascomycota, Dothideomycetes, Mycosphaerellales, Mycosphaerellaceae.
AUGCCAAAGGGUCUCAACCUCAAGGGUUUUGGUCGGCGCAAGUCCUCUGGCAACGCUCUCGAAUUCGACGAGCCGGAGGCCGCUGUCGUGCCACCCGGACAGUCUUCAUUCCGUGUAAUCGAGAGACCAGAGAAGAGGACGCAGUCGACAUAUGGCUCGCAGGCAAACGUAAAGUUCAAUUCGCCCUUGCAUGCGCUGAGAGGGAAGUCGGUGGACGAUUUGGGGCUGGCCCAGAAUAGGUCGGUUACAGACAGAUCGAAGAGCAAUCAGCCAGGGUGGUUGCUAAACGGCGCUAGGGGCAGCGGUGGGACUACCAAUUCGGGCUCGAGCGGACACUACGACAGCUCCUCUGCCUCAGCUCGAUACAGUUCGACCUCGACCUUGCCCUCCUCCGUCGAGCAGGAUCGCGACGACGAGCUGUUCGCGCCGGUGCGCAAGUCUCAAACGCAAACGCCGCACGCCACGGGCAUGUACCACUCGGUGGCUGCCAAUGCCGACUCACCACCGCUUCCUCAGCCUCCGUCCUUUACAUCACGAGCCGCGAGAGCACUAUCCUUCGGCAACAACAGAAGCAGCAAAGCGAGCAGCAGAGAUGCCCCGCCGAUGCCCCCGCCGCAUGCGGCUACAAAUGGCGCACCCCUGUAUCCGCAGAGGAGCCAGAGUCCGUACAGAGAGCGGGCGAUGACCACGAGCAGCUAUGCCAGCACUGCCGUACCAACCAAGACGGAGCUGCGUCUGAGUGUGGACGCCUUUGGCACCGACGAUUUUGGCAGCAUGUUUGACAGCCUGAAGAAGGACAGUCCACCGGCCCCUGCACACCCAGCGGGCAGCUUCCACCAUGCGGUAAGUUGACUGCGACCAUCUCUUGGAGCCGAUGAGCUAAUCUGACUCAGGAGUCGGAGCCCAUGUUCCCGCCAAGGACAUAUUCGCGUCCGGCCCCCUCUUCCUCGCCGAAUGCCUUGAUACUUGCGCAGAGCAGGCGGGAAAAUAACGAAUCUCCGUAUUAUUCAGACGGACGCGAUUCCAAUGAAGGUUUGGUAUCGAAUCGUAAUUCGGCACUCAGCUCACCGUCCGCUGACGGGAACGCGCCCGGGCCAGCCGUUGCAAAUGGGAUUACCCAAGCUUUCCUUGGCAGCUCCAAGUCCGGUUACUCGCGCGUUCCUGAACACUACACGUCUCCUGGCCUGGAACGGGCAUCGAUCGAAAGCUACAGGUCGGUCAUGGACAAUGAGACGAAGGCGAAAGAGCCCGAGCGUCCCUCGCGACAGACGCAGGUCGAUGAUGAGGAUCGAUUGGUUAGGAGAAUUGAACUGCACGACCCUCCUGGGUCCAGUUCGCCCGGCUCCGUGAAAGCGAAGCCCGUCACUGCGCAGCGGCAACAGCUCCAUGCGUCCCAUGCUACAGCGGGUGCAUCGAGGGCUGAUUCGGUCAGUCCUCACAGCACGGAAGCGGAAUCCGCAAUAUACGCCGAAUCGAACAACACCACACCGCGCGCGGCAAGGAGCAAGCUCAAAACGAUGCCGGAGAAUUCCAUUCUCAAUUCAUCGCCUGUGGGCCCACCUUCUGCGGCCAUACGACCCGGCGCCCACCAGCGGACAGACAGCGGCGGGAUGAAGAUGAUGACCAAGGCGCAAUUCCAAGCGCUAAGGCAGCGCGGAGAGAGCAGCGAAGAGCAGAGUGAAGAGGAGGAUCUCUCUGGCGAUGAGUAUGAUGAUGAAGAUGACGUGGAACGAGCAAAGAAGAUGGCAACACAGAGGCGAAAGCAAGAGGCGAACAUGUCGUUAUAUCGCCAGCAGAUGAAGAAAGUCACUGGCGGCGGACCGACAGACCUACCAUCUUCGGCUGCUUCUACGGUGAGGCCGUCCAUGGACCGGGGCGCGACUGCACCGGCUGCGACUGGUGGGGGUGGCAUACACUUUGGUGGUAUCGGCGGUACACCGCCUUCGGAUACCGUCAGGGGCAAGCCAGGCGACGACGAAGACGACGACGUUCCGCUGGGCAUCUUGCAGGCUCACGGCUUUCCAACAAGCAGCAGGCCGCCCACAAGAGUUGGUGAGAAUGAUAUCAGCCAACAACGACGGACAUCCGUUGCUGGCUCGGUGGUGGGAGGUGGUGCGGGCCAAGGCAACUUGCCGCCAUUCGCAAGGAGACUGCCGGCAGACCCGUACUUUGGUGCUGGACUCGUAAACCCGAGUACACGAGAAUCACUGGCAAUGAACAGCACCUCGGGAUCUGUGGUGGGAAUGCCAACUGGACAAAUGACGCCGCAACCAGCGCCUUCCAUGGGUCAUCCAGGCGGUCUCGUUGGAGUGAUCGCUGGAGAGGAAAGGGCACGCGCCGCCAGGAGAGGGAGUCCCAACAUGGCUCUUGGCACGUAUAACAACCCGAUGGGCGGGCCAAUGCCUUUGCCGCAAAACAUGCCCAUGCAGCCGCCGAUGCCGCGUACGAUGUCGAUGGGCAACUUGGCACCGCCUUCGAUGUAUGGAGCGGUGCCACCUAUGCCGCCGAUGCCCCAGAUGCAACAGCCUCCGAUCGAUCCCGGGCAACAGCAGAUGCAGCAGUUCAUGCAGAUGCAGAUGCAACUCAUGCAAAACAUGCUCCAGAUGCAGCAGCAACAGAUGGGUCAAGCGAGACCCCAAACACCCAUGCAACAGCCGACCCAACAAGCACACGAUUACUUGGGCGUCAACUUCGGGAACAAUGCGCCUCGUCGAAUGUCCAUGGCAAGCAACCACUCGAACUAUCUGGGACCUCCGACACCCAACCAAGGCCGGGCCAUGACGAUGAUGAACCCUCCCCCGAGCUGGAAUCAAGCUGCUCCGGCGGGCGGGCCGCGACCGAACAGUGCGAUGCCCAUGGGUAGCACUUCGUAUGCUCCAUCAGUGUCCGGACUACCCGUUGCUGGAGGUGCCGGGCCUGGUUAUACGCCUUCGAUUGCACCGAGCGAGAGAAGCAAUAUCGGCAUGCCGUCGCGAUAUAGGCCCGUGACGCAGAAUGGCGAGACUUCGAGGUCGCAGAGUAUGACCUCUUCCAUGACAUUGCAGGCCUUUGCCAAUCAGCAAUCGUCGGCAAACGUAGCCGGAACACCUUACAAUGGCCAGCAAAUUCAGACACCAAAGUCGACGAUCCGGAUUGUGGACAAGCCCAAGGGCGCUCCCAAGACCGCUGCGCCCCGUGCAGGCGCUGAGGAUGAAGACGACGGGUGGGCGGAGAUGCGCAAGGAGCGCGAGCAGAAGAAGAGGUUCAAGCGGGGGAAGAAGAGCAGCACAAGUACUGCCAACAAUGGCCCGUCGCUGAACGAUCUCUACCAGGGUCUGGGAUAG